Messenger RNA from Amborella trichopoda, 4896 nucleotides. The record is from RefSeq and is a predicted model, not a curated record. NCBI's taxonomy places the organism in Eukaryota, Viridiplantae, Streptophyta, Magnoliopsida, Amborellales, Amborellaceae.
UCUCUCAUAUGCCCCCCAAAGUUCUCUCCCACGAGCCCUCAGUUCUCUCUCUCCUCGAAAUUUUCAAGAACAUAUUUUCAGGGUGCCAGCUUGGUGGGCUUCAAUACAUUUCACAUGGAAGAUAUUUGUUUCAAAAUUUGAAAGGAAAUGAUCACAUUAUUUGUGCAUGAUCCCCACUUCAAUCACCUCGUUCUUAUGUAUUCACCACCUCUCUCUCUCUCUCUCUAACCCCCCUUUUCCCUCUUAAUUCUAGGUGUUUUAUUAUAAUCCCUAAUGCGUUAUUUAAUAACUGGAUCUGCAAUUUUAUUUGACACUUUGCUGCCGACUCUUUAUUCUCAACUUUGCUUUUGAUCAGUGGGGCAGAUCUUUCUGAUUAGUUUUAUUCCUUAUCAUUGGUUAACUACCACCUUUUUCAUCUGAUCUUGUUCUCUUUCUUAAAAUUUUGUCUUUAACUGUAUUUCUGGUUUUCUUUAUUUCCACAAUGAAGCAAGUGGAACAAAAACUGGAGUUUUUCAUAGAUUUAUGAUUUGAUAUCUCUAUACUCUCUCUGUCGAUGAGGUGAGUCCUCUGGCUUUGCAAAAUUCUUUAUUCCCAGUUUGGUUUUGUUAUUCAAUAAUUUAGUGAAUUACAUGUUUUUUGCUUUAUUAAUUUGGUGAUAUUGUUUUGUUCUUUGUCUUUCAUGGUGAAAAGUAAAUAUGGAAUCUUUAGCUUGGGCCCCUAUCAUUCAAAAAAAAAUCUUUAGGCUUGGGUCCCAGUUUCCUCUUUUGUUCGAUAACCUUUUUUUUUGGGCCAAAUUUUCUGUUGACUUAAAUGAAAAGAUAUAAAUGGGUUUUGUUAGAAUAUUCCACAUGAGAGAUAUUCCUCUGUUAUAUCAUGAAUUUCGAUCAGAUGCCAAUAUUCCACAUGAGAGAUAUUCCUGUGUUAUAUCAUGAAUUUCGAUCAGAUGCCAUGAAUUUUAUUGAAUUCUACAUCAAUUGACUUCUGGUUUGAUACAAUUCAUUCUGUUUCUGAAAUUAUCAAUUUGGAUCUCCAUAACCAAUUCAAACAUAGAAAACUAGCUAUGUCGGGGGCUUCCGUAUCAUGCCAAGCUUACUCUCGAAAUUUCAGUUCCUUACUGGUCUAUGCGAUUCUUGAAUGGUUCUUAAUACUCUUGUUAUUCCUCAAUGCUGUGCUCUCUUAUGUCGUGACCGAAUUUGCUGAUUUCUUUGGAUUGCAAACUCCAUGUCUAUUAUGCUCAAGAAUUGAUCACAAAAUAGGGAGCCAUGAACCUGGUUUUUACAGAAAGUUGAUCUGCCACUUCCAUGGUUUGGAGAUAUCCUCUCUCGCCUACUGCCACGUCCAUGAAAAACUAGCAAAUGUCCAGAAAAUAUGUGGGAAUUGCCUUCCUCCCUCUCAAAUCGGGAAGGGUUCUAUCUCCUCUAAAUUGGGCAUCGGACGCGAUACAGGUGAUCGCAGAAAUAUGCUAAAAUUGGCUGCAACUAAUGAUGACGUUGAUUACGAUGGAUUUUCCAUGGAUGUGCAUGUUGAUGACCUGGAUCAUGAUCCCUUAAUUGAGAAUUCUGCAGAUGAUUCUAAUGAAAUGAGAAAUUGUUCUUGUUGUGGGGUGACUUUAAGGAGAAUAUCUGACUCCUUAGACGAUGGUCAUGGAACCCAACAAGAGAAUUUGAAUAAGAAAAAGAGAGAGGGAUAUGAAUCAUCCCAAAUUGCUGGGUAUGCCACGAAGUUUGGGUCCGACUCUUCACAUUUCAGAUAUGAAAGACUGAACAUUACAUCUGAUUCAGAAUCAGAAGUUCCUUUCUCAGACAAGGAUGAUAUUAGUGCUUCAGCUGUUAUGUCAAAUAUAAUCACUUCUAGACCUAAAUCUGGAAAUCCUCGACCCAUUCUGCAGAGCCUGAGCAGACAGAAUUCAGUUCCUUUAUCUGAGGCUCCUUUGUUGGUUUCAGACAAGCCAUUAGGGUUUAGGAGAACAAGCUUGCCUUAUGAUGAAAAUAAUGGUUCAGAUGAUAACCUCAGUAUGGAAAGGACUUCUAUGGAAGAGACAAAGGAAGCUGUUCUAGUUGGACUUGAUUCAGAGGAGCAUGACCGAGGCAAUGUUUCGAAAGAAGCCAAACAAAAGAUGGGUGCUAAGUAUAUCGACAAAGCAGAGUGCUUUCAUCAUGAUACAAAUGGAGAAUCUUCGGGUAGCAAGGGUGGAACCAUCAAAGCCAAAGAAGCGCUCAUUCGAACUGAUUCGAACUUGAUAUCAAGAAGGGGAAUAGGUGAGCCUGGUCCUUCUGGGUCUACGACUUUGGACCUAAAUGAGGCAUACAUUCUGGCUAUAGGAAGUAAGGGCAGCCCACCUAUUGGAAAAGACCCAAGUCGAAUUCAAGAUGAUCUGAAAUUGUUAUUAUCUCCCCUACCAUCUUUUCGUGGCCUUGAGUUUUUACCCGCUGAUAGUCCAAGAACCCAGAAGACCAAUGAAGCUUUUAGGCUUGCUGGUGCAUCUAGUCCAAUUGAUCUUCAUAAGCUUUACAAGAAGAUUUCUAUGGAUAGAAAGGAAUCAGGCAUGGAGUCACUGGAUGGUAGUGUUCUGAGUGAAAUUGAAGGCGAAAGUGGGGUGGAUCGCCUGAAAAGGCAAGUUGAAUUCGAUCGAAAGUCCAUGCGUGCUUUGUAUAGAGAACUCGAAGAAGAGCGGAGUGCAUCUGCUAUCUCAGUGAACCAGGCGAUGGCCAUGAUUACUCGGUUGCAGGAGGAGAAAGCGAUGAUGCAAAUGGAGUCUCAGCAAUACCAGAGAAUGAUGGAGGAGCAAGCAGAAUAUGACCAAGAAGCAUUGCAGAAAUUGAAUGAUCUUCUUGAUAAGAGAGAGAAGGAAAUGAAAGAUCUUGAGGAAGAGGUCAAAAUGUACAGGAAAGAGCAAAAAGACGGGGAAGUAAGAGAAAGCAAAGGGAAUAAAAUGGGUAUCUUAGAGGAAACAUUUGUAGAUCCGGAAGAUGAAAGAUUGCACAUCUUAGAAUGCCUGGAAAACUUGGAGAAGAGGCUGUACUCAUAUACCAGUGUUGUGGACACUAGUACUCCGGAAAAUAAUGUUAAGAGAGAGAAUGAUUUGGGAACCAUUGAGAGUGAAGUGAAGACAUUGAGAGCGAGGUUGGAAGCCAUUGAAGAGGACCGUGAAUUUCUGCUGCACAUUGUUAAUUCCCUGAGGAAAGGAAAUACAGGGAUAAAUCUCAUUCAAGAGGUUGGUCAACACUUGAGGGGCUUAAGAGGAAUGCAGAAGUAAAACAUACAUGGUUUUGCUAGGGGAUCUUCUACGGCAGAUAAUCACUAUGUGGCCACAAUCAGAAGCAGCUCGGAUAGAAACUUGUACUCGGGAGAUUGUCUGCAAGUUUUGCCUUAAUUUACUGUAAUGUUUUCACUUCUUCCACUUCACUCAUUUAUUAAUUCCUUCAGUAUUCACAGCUUGCUAGCCCAAUGGAACCACAAAAAGACAACAUAAAGCCAGUUAUAUAUCUGACAAACGUAAAAGAAUCAGCCAUUGCACAGGCAAUUCAUGAUCACUUCCCAUGAAAGAAUACCUUAUUAGCAAUUUAUGAUCAUUUCCAUGGUGACAUUUGGGGUGUGAAGAAUCUUACUUUACAGUCGGUCAAAUUGGAUUAAGAUAAACCACAAUUCAAUACUUUUACUGUUAGAAUCUUUAGACUUCUUUGUACUUUUGUUUGUGAUAUUGCCAAAGUUUUUCAGUCAGCUUUAAAUGGAGAAUUCCGAAUUAUGGAAUUUAGAGUCUAUCAUAGAAGUGUCCUCUGUACGUGUCCUGGUAGUUACAAUCCAUUUAUGCAUGCUGUUGUUGGGAUUUUGCCCUAUUGCCCUGCUGUAGCAAGGUGUGAAUGGUGGAAAUAAUGGUUGGAUAAGCCUGCUAUCAUGCAUGUGCAUGAUGCAUACAGACAUUGUACUCACACCAGUUUUAAAUGAUUGGAAGGGUCGAAACGGUCCCCUGUUCGUUCCAAGACGAACCAGCUGAAUUGACAAGUUGACUUACUUGACUCAGCCAACUUCUCCUAAAAAAAUAAAGUUACCGAACUUUAAAGUUUAGACAAAGUUUAGGUACCUCAAAUCAUUCUAAAAAUAUAUUUUUUUGCAUUAAACAAAUAUGAUUUUGGGGUGAGUAGGUACAAGUUCCGAUUUAGUGAGAAACUUGGACCAGUCACUCACCAGUUCCGAGUUGAACCAGGAAAAUCAGCCCAUCCGAUCCGAUUUUUAGAACCUUGACUCACACACUUAUUUACAUUCAUGUUCAUGUGCAAGUGAUAUAUGCACCUGAAUGCUUGAUAUACGUGCAUGAGUCAUACGCAUGAUGUAUGAGUAUGGGUGCAUAUGUGUUUGCAUGCGCAGUAUGUGCGUACCCAUGCAUGAAUCUAUGUAUGCGUGUGGAAUUCUGAUUCAAUGCGAGUGAUACCAAUUAGACUUUCUUCAGAGAAUAAUUUAAAGAAGCCCACUGGCUUGACUUCUUUCCUCCAGGGGAUAGCUAUGAACGACCAAUUGUUAACUGAAAAGGAAGAGGUAAUGAGACGCUGCUCUUUUCGGGGAUGGUUCAGGCCUCUUUUCAUAAGGGAAGACAUUGGAAUGAGCAUCGAAGUUGAUUCUUAUUGAAUUAGACAAUGGAAUGAGCGUCGAAGUUGAUUCUUAUUGAAUUAGACCAAAAAAUAUUGUCCUCAGCGCGAAGAGUUUGAAAAGGCUGAUUUUAUCAUUUUUUUGGGGAUUGAGUGUCCAUAAUUGUAUUUUUGAUUUAUUUAUUUUUUUUGUAUUUUCUUUUCCCUCUUCUCAUGAUGUAAUGAGCAAUGAAUGUCAUGUGUGUCCUUUCGUCCCACCUUCUGAUAUUGUACAUUGUAACAAAUUUGGAUUUAACUUGGUUUGCUUAUAGUA